UCCAAAUUUAUGUAUGAUGCAUAAGUGAAUUACAGCCACUUGAUCAUGGAAUUUUUUUUGCCACGUGUUACGAUCUCAAGUUGUCACCCUGUGAACCUGAGUCACAGGAUCACACAUCUCUCACUUCUCCACUUCGCCUUCUCUUCUCUGAAUCGCCACCGUCUUUCUUCUCUCUAUCGCCACUGUUAUUCGCCGUCGUGUUCGUGUUUCUUCUCUGUAUCGCCACUGUGACUUCGCCGUCGUGUUUGUUCUGUGUAUCGUCUUCUCUGUCACUCAGAAGCUGCGAUUGAAUUCUCGAAAUUGGAGAUUCAAUUUGCGCCUAACUCUAACAAUAUUCUAAUUUCAUCUUGGGAUUAUAGUAUGCAGCAAAGUACAAGACCUUGAUCUACCUUGUUGGUUUAGCAUCUGCUGAGAUUAUUGCUGACAUGCCUAGCGUGAAUCGAUUAUUCAGACAUAAGAUUGGUAUCUUUGCAGCAGCUAGAAUAUAUUCACUCAGUAAUAUGACCAAUAGAGAGAGCUAUGAUGUAUGAGGACAAUUUACGACUAUAAAAAAUUCUAACUAUAGCUGUUACUAACUUAUUAUCUAUGUAGUUACAAAGACAAUUAUUUGGAAAAAAUUGAAUACAAGAGGGACUAGGAUAACUUCCAGUAGUCCAAUAGGAAGGCUCUUAAGAGAAUCAGAUGUCUAAUACUCUCCCACAAGCUCAUGGUAGGUGUGAUUGUUGUAAGAGGGUAAGAUCACACACACUGAGCUUGGACCUCAUGACUUCAAAGUUCAUAGGAAAGAGAGCCUUAGUGAGAAUGUCAACAUAUUGAUCAGCUGUGGGUACAUAAACUACUUGCGGUUCUUUGUUGAGAACUUUUUCCCAUAUAAGAAUGUCAACAUAUGUUUAGUCCUAGCAUGUAGAACUGGAUUAUGGGCAAUAGAGUUUUCUCUCAAUUGGCCCUGAUUCUAUUACUGAUGAAUAUAUUCUUGUGUAUUCAGUUUGUAAAUGUUUUAAGUUCGUAUUGAUCUGUCACUACUACUUAAUGCCAUUGUCUACUAAUUUAACUUAUCUUUAAUGUUGUAGUUACCAUUAGAUCAAGGAGGAGGUGAGGGUAAAGGUGAGGGUAAAGCUAUGUACAUAGAUGCUAAGGGAACAUUUAGGCCGCAGCGACUCUUACAUAUUGCAGACAGGUUUGGACUGAAUGGUGCUGAUGUAUUGGAAAAUGUUGCUUAUGCUAGAGCAUAUAACACUGAUCAUCAAUCACGGCUUCUGCUUGAAGCAGCUUCAAUGAUGGUGGAUACAAGGUUUGCUCUAAUGAUAAUAGACAGUGCUACUGCUCUCUAUAGGACAGAUUUUUCGGGAAGAGGGGAACUUUCAGCCCGUCAAAUGCAUUUAGCGAAGUUCCUGAGGAGCCUUCAAAAGUUAGCAGGCGAGUUCGGCGUGGCUGUUGUCUUAACAAAUCAAGUAGUUUCACAGGUAGAUGGUUCUGCAAUGUUUGCUAGACCCCAAGUCAAGCCUAUUGGAGGCAAUAUUAUGGCUCAUGCAACCACAACAAGGUUAGCUCUCAGGAAAGGAAGAGGGGAAGAACGAAUCUGUAAAGUGAUUAGUUCUCCUUGUUUGGCUGAAGCCGAAGCAAGGUUUCAGAUUUUAGGUGAAGGUGUUUCAGAUGUUAAAGACUGGCCAAUUCGAGCAUUGUCUGAAACCUUGAAUGCUUUUUUUUGUUUUUUUUUGUGUCCUUUAGCUAGCUGUAAAAGAUGAUUUGAAACUAUCUAUUGUGUAAUUUUGCAAUAAUGUUCAGUUUUGUUGGCCCC
This is a messenger RNA of Trifolium pratense (red clover), 1798 nucleotides long. Its product is annotated as DNA repair protein RAD51 homolog A-like. Bases 1119 to 1745 code for a protein of 208 amino acids. Gene Ontology annotation, molecular function: double-stranded DNA binding; ATP binding; single-stranded DNA binding. Gene Ontology annotation, cellular component: condensed nuclear chromosome. The record is from RefSeq and is a predicted model, not a curated record. Lineage: Eukaryota; Viridiplantae; Streptophyta; Magnoliopsida; Fabales; Fabaceae. Gene Ontology annotation, biological process: reciprocal meiotic recombination; DNA repair; chromosome organization involved in meiotic cell cycle. The transcript has 5 exons.